GUUGGAUUGAAUAGCGAGCAUUGGAUGAUAGCUGAGCAGUUGGACUUGUGACGCCCUGUGCUCUGAUUGGUCAGUAGUGGGGCGCCAGCCAUGCCGCAAGCUGAUAGGUUGAAAGAUUCACGUGACUCUUCGCUCAUUGGUGUAAUGUCACAUAAAGCGGUUGCUGGCGCGCUAUAUUCAAGAUUUACUUUGAGGAUAAACGUCCCUGUGGGGUUACAUUACUAACUUAUUCGGGUUUUUAUUUAACUGUUUUUAGUUUUGUUUAUUUAUCACGUCAUUAAGGAAAAUGGACUGUGUGGAUUUUGUAAGAGUUCUUCCCAAUUCACCGAUGAAAGCCCGGGGACAGGUUCAGGUCAUCUUUGGACCGAUGUUUUCAGGAAAAAGCACUGAACUGAUGAGAAGAGUGCGGCGCUUCCAGAUAGCCCAGUACAACUGCUUGGUGAUCAAAUAUGCCAGAGACACACGUUAUUCUGACUCAGGCAUGGCCACACAUGACAAAAAUACAAUGGAAGCUGUUCCAGCCAAUUGUCUGGGAGAUGUGCGGUCUCUGGCACUGAAAGCCUGCGUUAUUGGAAUUGAUGAAGGACAGUUUUUUCCAGACACAGUGGAGUUUUGUGAGGAGAUGGCCAAUUUAGGGAAGACAAUCAUUGUAGCUGCCUUGGAUGGAACCUUCCAGAGAAAGCCGUUUGGAAACAUCCUGAACCUGAUCCCUCUAGCGGAGAGCGUAGUGAAGCUCAACGCCGUCUGCAUGCAGUGUUACAAAGAAGCUGCCUACACCAAGAGGAUAGGAGCCGAGAAGGAGGUGGAAGUGAUCGGUGGAGCUGACAAGUAUCAGGCAGUGUGUCGAAAAUGUUAUGGAGGUCUGAUGACUGAUAAAGAGAACAGUGCUCCUUUCAGGAAUGAAACUCCACAUGUCAAAGGAAAGCUCAUGGACUCUGGGAUUCCCAGGAAGCUUUUCUCUUCUCUGCAACUCUGAAGACUUUGUUGCAGAAGUUGAACAGAGUGGAAAUAGACUAUCAAAUAGUGUGUGUCCCGUUUUAAGUCUUUGUUUGGUGUCUAAUGGUAUUCUAUUUUCAGUUUUUUUUUUUUUUUUUUCCUAGAUUUGGUUUUGCACUUAAUAAUAUAAUAAUUUUGCAUAAUAGUAAAGAAAUGAAUAAUUAACUACCAUAGGUUUCCCUUCAAAUAUAGGCUUUAAAUAAUUGUUGUUUUAAUUAACAAUGUAUUGUCUAAGUAUUCAUUAUGCUAUGUUUUAUAGGAGUGGUAUUUAGUAAAAGUAUGAUUGGCUCUGAUUUGGGUAUUUCUCUAGAUUUUCAGAGUUGGGAAAUCCUUUUCUCAAACUUAUAAAACGUGCAUGUUUUUAACUCUGUGCACUAACUGUGAUAUGUAAUCCAAUGCUCUCACAUACCAGAGGACCAAAAUAACCAGUUUAAAUCCUGGCAAGCUCCAAGGGUGUGCAGUGAGCUGGCAGUCAGGAAUGGAAAACCAUAUCAUCACUCCUAUAUUAAACCCUGUACUACUGCAAAAAUAUCCUCUAUAAGACUGAACAUCCUGUGAAUGACUUUAUUCCAUAAACAAAAGGCCUCAAGUAAAAGCUGCUGUGCUUCUGACACAUGACAUGAAAUUAUAAUACGACAAAAUCAAAAGGCAAUUUCACAACUCAGUGGUCAAAUAAAAGUACUUGGAAACAAUAGAAACACAACUCAAGCCAACCAGAAUCUGAGCAAUAUUUUGUACAUUUGUAGGCAUAAUUAUUCAAAUCAUUCCACUCUCCUCACAUCUAAAACAUGAAGCUUGAUGAAAUAUAAAAGAAUCUAACAAAUAA
Messenger RNA from Morone saxatilis (striped sea-bass), 1822 nucleotides. RefSeq names its product thymidine kinase 1, soluble (gene tk1). Gene Ontology annotation, biological process: thymidine metabolic process. Gene Ontology annotation, molecular function: thymidine kinase activity; ATP binding. The transcript is spliced from 7 exons. The record is from RefSeq and is a predicted model, not a curated record. NCBI's taxonomy places the organism in Eukaryota, Metazoa, Chordata, Actinopteri, Moronidae. The coding region runs from base 287 to 976 and encodes 229 amino acids.